AUGCAUGCAGCUCUUUCAAGCUCCAGGCACUGUCGCCUGAAUUUUUCAAGCACUACACGUUGCAGUGUUGGCAGGUGUUCGUGCUUCGGCGUUUGCCUGAGCGUCUUCAUGGAGAGACUCCGUCAGUCACAGUUUCUUCGUCCAUCUUUUCUUUUUAACUGCACCCAAUGUGCUCCAGACGUCUGGGUGGACAACGUGUCUACAUCCCGCGAUGUCGAUGACACAAGUGUGUUCGGCUUGCGAGGUAUUGUCGACGUUGAUUUUGUGCUUUCAGUUUUUGAGCAAAGGCAUCCAGUAUACUAA
This is a messenger RNA of Prorocentrum cordatum, 303 nucleotides long. The record is from the annotation of a GenBank genome assembly. NCBI's taxonomy places the organism in Eukaryota, Dinophyceae, Prorocentrales, Prorocentraceae.